UAUUAGGGUUUUCUUUUGGAAAGAAUCAGAAACAGAAUCAGAAUCAAUUUAUAACUGUGAAUCCUUCAGUCAUAUAUACAGGGGAAGGGGAAAGCUUAGAAGUUGUAAGUUUAGAUAGCAGGAAGGGUUGGAUCGAGCGGAAGUGUGAGGAAAGUUCGAUUGUGGAGAACUUCCUUCCAUUAACCAUCAAUUGCUCUAGCAGGUGUAAACUACCAAACCGCCAUCGUGUAUCUGUGACUAUUUUUAUUUGCAAUUUACCAUGACUUCUCUUUCCGUCUGUCCAACUAUAUCCGGUGGUACCAAUAGAAAGAAGUUGAAGAACACCUCUAUUUGUUAUGGUGUCAUCCUUCCAGAGGAUAUCAUGAUGUUCAUCGUAACCAAGUUAGACAUGGAACACUUGCAUUGCUUUAGUGCAGUCUGCAAGUCCUGGCGAUCAAUUGCCAUUGCAUCCAAGAAAAUAAGGCGGCUCCACCUGCGACCUCAAAUCCCAUGGCUGAUGCUUUCUUCCUUGGAGGAUAAUAAUCUUUGGUUUUUCAGUCUCUCCCGUAGCAAACUUUUCAGGUUAGAAUUUCCUGAAGUCUAUGGUGCUCGUUGUUACGGAUCUAACUGGGGAUGGUUAAUAAUGGUGAAUAAGAUGGGACGGAAUUUCCUUUUGCAUCCAUUUACUAGAGUUCUAAAUGAACUUCCACCACAAGGUACUUUCCCCAUUCAGCAUCCUUCAUACGCAUCUAUUACACCGAGCUUCAACCACAUUUUCAAGGCUAUCUUGUUGUCACCUCCUCCUGCUGCUACUACUAACAAUUCUGAUUUGGAUGAUAAAAAUAUUGUAUCCUCUGUGGCAAUGGAUUGUGGUGUAGUCGUUGCGAUUUACUCUAUCAAUGAUUUAGCCUUCUGUAGGCCAGGGGAUGAGGUGUGGACCGCCUUGGGAAAAGGGUUUGAAGACAUUAUUUUUUACGAUGGAAAAUUGUAUGGCUUUACUAAACGGCGUGAUCUUAAAAUCGUGGAGUUGGGUCCUCAUCCGAAAGUUACAAGCUGUAACAUUACUCCUCCAGAAGAAGAUGAUAUUAGCAUUUCCAUCAACCUGGGUGCCUCUCCUCCGGCGGAAGAGGAUCUUGGCCGCCUUCCCACUAAUCUGGUUAAGUCCUUUUAUUUGGUGGAAUGUCUCGGAGAAUUGUUGAUGGUAAUAAAAUAUUGUCUACUUGUUAAUAUGACGUCAAAUGUUAUGCUCAAGAUAUUCAAGUUGGAUCAAAAGAGUCGGAAUUGGAUUAAAGUGGUGGACUUGGGUGAUCAAAUGCUAUUUAUUGGCGCAGGUAGUGCCUUGUCUGUAUCAGCAACUGACUACCCUGGAUUUAGAGGAAAUUGCAUAUAUUUCACAGAUCAUAACCACUACAGUUCUUUUGAAACUCAAGUCUGUGGAACACUAGCUAAAUUGUUUCACUUAGAAGAUAACAGCAUUGAACCUAUUUUCUCAGAUCAUUCAAGUCCUGCUCCGUCUCCGCCCAUCUGGUUCACCCCAAUUUCUUGAUAAAGAGGGAGAGGGAUUUGGGUCGGGUUUGGGGUAUCUAAUUUAUGACUUCAAGCUUAUCUUAUAAUUAACAUUACGGGGAUAAUGUGAUUUUCUUAUUGCUAUUUGUACUGUUUAUGCGUAUGUUAUUUGGAAUGACUUUUGGAAUAUUUUAGGGUAAAACUCAUCUUCACGGGAUAAGUUUACCAAAACGGGCCAUCCUCAUGUCGAAUGAUGUGCCAAUUCUGACCUUUGGAGAGACUUCUCAACUCUGGAAUGUGUAAAAGGCAAAAUUGUCAUUUUCUUUUGCAAUUGAGAUAAUGGUAAAUAUUUGUUUUAAAACAGAGUGGGUGUAAGAGAUUCGGAAUCUGGAUGUAUUGAUCGUACAUUGUGGAUCAAUAAUUAAUGGUACUCUGCUUAUUAUUUAAUUUCUUUUGCUAGGACAGUCCCUAGGUUA
Molecule: messenger RNA, 1961 nt
Organism: Macadamia integrifolia
Lineage: Eukaryota; Viridiplantae; Streptophyta; Magnoliopsida; Proteales; Proteaceae
Product: putative F-box protein At4g17565
Exons: 2
Coding region: 260-1525 (421 amino acids)
Molecular function (GO): protein binding
Source: RefSeq, a predicted model, not a curated record